This is a messenger RNA of Annulohypoxylon truncatum, 1260 nucleotides long. RefSeq lists its product as uncharacterized. Lineage: Eukaryota; Fungi; Ascomycota; Sordariomycetes; Xylariales; Hypoxylaceae. The record is from RefSeq and is a predicted model, not a curated record. The transcript has 3 exons. The coding region runs from base 322 to 999 and encodes 225 amino acids.
GAUUCUUGUCGUGCUAUGCAUCGUAUUCAUCUAUAGGAUUUUAUUCCCUUCUUUUCUAAUUUGCUUUUUUUCGCUUCGUGAUCCCCUCUUCCCUUCCUUUCGACUUUCAAGGUCGAGGUGUAGGUGCUGUCGCGCUGCCCUUCCGUUCCUUUUGCUAUUACUCUGUUAUUCGCCUUACUAUUUUUUCUCUCGCCGCCCGCGAUAGCCUUUUACGAAAGACGCCGGUCGUCGAUUAACGCUUUGAAAAUACGAUUUCACGUACUGGAGGAAUAGACGGGAAAAAUAUACUUCAAGAGCUAGGAAACUACCCGACAAUUCAAAAUGGUCAACAAGGUGCUUGCGGCCUUCGUGGUCACCGAUGGAUUAUUCGUUUCUAUGGGUGCUAUUAUGCUGGGCUUCUCUAUCAUCGUCCAGCAAACCUGUUUCAAUACGCCGAACGAUGGAAACGAGGCGGCCCGCGAUCUUCUCUACCAGAGAUUCCCCUUUACUGCCGGAAUCGUCAACGCCAUCUUCGUAUUGGUAACCUUCUUGGUCACGAUCCCCUCGCUGGCGACAAAUAACCGGAGCUGGUUGAAACUUGCUGGAUACAUGAUUGUGGUGGAUGCCAUAUUCACCUUGGGUAUCGGUGUGGAUCUGUGGAUCAUCACCCUAAAGAUGAAGGCCGAAUUCCAAUCCAUCUGGUUCGCCCAACCGGCCAAUGUUCAGGAACUGAUGCAGACGGCUUUCAGCUGCUGCGGCUUCUUCAACAGCAGCUCCCCUGCUUUCAUCACCGAUACGACCUGCCCUAGUCCUGCCGCCGCCGCCCUUAUGAGGGGUUGCGCCACCCCUCUCACCUCGUUCGGAAACACGUUUGUGGACAACAUCUUCACGGCCGUGUUCGGUAUGGUCGGUAUCGACACCAUAAUGGUCAUGGCUAUCGCUUGCCUGCUCAAGGACCGAAAGGAGCGCGAACGGUUCCGUUAUAUCGACGAGAAGAGCGGUGCCCGAGGCACGUUCUAAACCAGCUAGACGAUCAAUAUCUUCCACUACGACGUACUGCACGCCAUGGAUUGGUUAAUGUGUGUACUGCACUGCGGUCACGUAGCGACUUGAUUUACCGGAGAUAAGAGAUCUGUCCGUUGAUCCUAUUUGACGAACUCUUAUGAGAUCACGCCGAAUAAGGGGACAAUGUUCGACUCUAAUAAUCUAUGCCUCAGGGUUUUCGAGCUUGGGAUUUUCGAGUAGAAAUCUACUCGUACGGAGAUUUGCGGGAGUAUUGGG